Molecule: messenger RNA, 975 nt
Organism: Aureobasidium melanogenum CBS 110374
Lineage: Eukaryota; Fungi; Ascomycota; Dothideomycetes; Dothideales; Saccotheciaceae
Exons: 3
Coding region: 1-975 (324 amino acids)
Molecular function (GO): zinc ion binding
Source: RefSeq, a predicted model, not a curated record
AUGACUUCGUCGUCCAUUGACCCGCCAUCCUGGACUUGGCCCGAGGACCUGCCUGGUUCUUGGACAGAUGACAUCGUCAAAGAGGAGAAAAAGCCACAAUCAUUUCAGACCAACACCCAACCCAAGGACGAGCAACAGCAUGAGCACCAAGAGGGCCACCACGCUCCACCUCGGCCACCUCCCUCAGCCUCAGCACAUUCUACAGGCCAGCAACGCCGCGAUCGUCAUUACAGACCACGCACCUGUCGUAUCUGCUUGGAGUCCGUCUUGCCAACAUACCACCCGCCGUCAGAUUCCUUACCAGCCUUCAUGCGGUCUGCCCCGAACGUCACGUACGAGAGCGAAGAUGGUGGUCGUCUGCUUCGCCCGUGUCUAUGCAAGGGUAGUCAGAAAUAUGUCCAUGAGCAGUGUCUGCAAGCCUGGCGUCUUCAGAAUCCUGCUGCAAAACGUAACUACUGGCAAUGUCCAACAUGUAGGUACAAAUAUCGUCUAGAACGAAUGAAUUGGGCACAUUGGAUCAGUAGUACUGCUGCUCAAAUCAUGCUUACCUUGGCUAUUUUCAUCGCCUCUUCAUUUGCUCUAGGUUACGUGGCUGAUCCUAUCAUUAAUCUCUAUCUCGACCCUUACGACACAAUUGCCCACGGCUCCCAGCCUCUGUUACCUGCAGAUGAGCCUGUCACAUGGACCGAGCAUUUUAUCAAGGGCUUUGCUUCUUUAGGCUUGGUUGGGUUUGCCAAGUUUCUGCUUUCGAGUCCGUGGCAUCUAUACAAUAUGCGCACUUCAGUUGGGGGUGGGCGCACCACUGGUCGAGAUAGGAUGGCCCAGAUCAGCUGGAUCGCUGUAGCGGUCGGCAUCUUCACCUUCAUAUGGGCUGUCUGGAAAGGUGUUCGAGCCUGGAGUCGGCGUACUCUCGCCGCUGCAUCAGAACGUGUAAUGGACGUCCCUGGUGUAGAUGACGAUGAGGACGAUGAAUGA